Molecule: messenger RNA, 1871 nt
Organism: Tilletiopsis washingtonensis
Lineage: Eukaryota; Fungi; Basidiomycota; Exobasidiomycetes; Entylomatales
Product: putative PGM2-phosphoglucomutase
Exons: 9
Coding region: 13-1677 (554 amino acids)
Biological process (GO): carbohydrate metabolic process
Cellular component (GO): cytosol
Molecular function (GO): phosphoglucomutase activity; magnesium ion binding
Source: RefSeq, a predicted model, not a curated record
CCUUACACCGCCAUGUCCGUCACCACCGUCCCCACCAAGCCCUUCGACGGCCAGAAGCCGGGCACCAGCGGCCUGCGCAAGCGCACGGCCGUGUUCGAAAAGUCGCCGCACUACACCGAGAACUUCAUCCAGGCCACGCUCGACUCGUUCCCUGGCGGCGUGCAGGGCGCCGCGCUCGUCGUCGGCGGCGACGGGCGCUACUUCAGCGUGCCCGCCAUCCAGCGCAUCAUCCGCGUGUGCGCCGGCAACGGCGUCGCGCGCCUCAUCGUCGGGCAGCACGGCAUCCUCUCGACGCCGGCGGUGAGCCACCUGAUCCGCCUGCACAAGACAAAGGGCGGCAUCCUCCUCACCGCCAGCCACAACCCGGGCGGCCCCGACGCCGACUUUGGCAUCAAGGCCAACCUCUCGUCGGGCCAGCCGGCCGGCGAGAAUGUGACCAACGCCAUCUAUGAGAAGACCAAGACGAUCUCCGAGUACAGGAUCGUCGAGGGCGAGGAUGUCGACGUCUCCAAGAUCGGCGAGACCAAGUUUGGCGCCAUGGAGAUCGCCGUCGUCGACUCGGUGGCCGACUACCUGGCGUAUCUCGGCGAGAUCUUCUCCUUCCCGCUCAUCAAGGAGUUCCUGCAGCAGGGCGACUUCACGGUGCGCUUCGACGCGCUGCACGGCGUCACCGGCCCGUACGGCCGCGCGCUCUUCGUCGACACGUUCGGCCUGCCCGAGUCGUCGAUCCAGAACUGCGUGCCGUCGCCGACGUUCAACGGCGGCCACCCGGACCCGAACCUGACGUACGCCAAGUCGGUCGUCGACGCCGUGGAGAAGGAGGGCCUGAGCUUCGGCGCCGCGAGCGACGGCGACGGCGACCGCAACAUGAUCAUCGGCAAGGGCGCCUUUGUGAACCCGAGCGACAGCGUGGCCAUCAUCGCCGACUGGGCGGAGAAGGCCAUCCCGUACUUCCAGAAGGGCGGCGUCAAGGGCCUGGCGCGCUCGAUGCCCACCAGCGGCGCGCUCGACCGCGUCGCCAAGGCGCACAACCUGCCCUUCUUUGAGGUGCCCACCGGCUGGAAGUUCUUCGGCAACCUCAUGGACGCCGGCAAGCUCUCCAUCUGCGGCGAGGAGAGCUUCGGCACGGGCUCGGACCACAUCCGGGAGAAGGACGGUCUCUGGGCCGUGGUCGCGUGGCUCUCAAUCAUGGCCAUGGCCAACAAGGAGAAGCCGGGCACCUCGGUGCAGGACGUGCUGCAGGCGCACUACCAGAAGUACGGACGCAACUUCUUCUCGCGCUACGACUACGAGGAGGUCGAGAGCGCCGGCGCGCAGGCGCUCAUGGACGCGCUUGCCCAGAAGUUUGCCGACCCGUCCUUUGCGGGCACCAAGCUGGGCAGCUUCGAGGUGGCCAAGGGCGACGAGUUCAGCUACACCGACCCCGUCGACGGCAGCGUGUCGCUGCACCAGGGCCACAUGAUCACGUUCACGGACGGCUCGCGCAUCAUCUUCCGCCUCUCGGGCACGGGCUCUGCCGGCGCCACCAUCCGCCUGUACGUCGAGAAGUACUCGCAGGACCCGUCCGAGUACGCGGCCGACGCGCAGGUCGGCCUGAAGCCACUCAUCGACGAGGCGCUCAAGCUCUCCGAGCUCGAGAAGUACACCGGCCGCUCGAAGCCGACGGUCAUCACCUAGAUUCCCUGGCCCGCCUUGCGGCCACGUCUCAGCCCAGCGUCACGAGAACAUCAAUUACAUCAGAUCGAAGCACCUUAUCGGGUCUGUGCGCUGCGGCUGCUACAGCAGCAUCGCACCAUCUAUGAGAGGAAGAAGCGAGCUCGGAAGGACACGCGCAUCACGCGCGCGGGAGAAGGCUGCGCAUGCGCGAGGAG